This is a messenger RNA of Laetiporus sulphureus 93-53, 513 nucleotides long. RefSeq lists its product as uncharacterized. The coding region runs from base 1 to 513 and encodes 170 amino acids. The transcript is spliced from 2 exons. NCBI's taxonomy places the organism in Eukaryota, Fungi, Basidiomycota, Agaricomycetes, Polyporales, Laetiporaceae. The record is from RefSeq and is a predicted model, not a curated record.
AUGCCGACCAGCAUCGAAAAAGCCAUCUCUACCGUCCUCCAGCAGGGCGAGCCCCUCGCCGUAGCGAACGUCCUCGUCGCAUACCUCAAAAUCCUCGGCUACAUGGCCCCCGACGACAAGGAGCUCUCCGUCCCGCACGAGGCUCUCGUCGCGUUCGAACACGCGCUCGACAAGGAGCCCGCCUUGUCGCUCAGGCGCCAGGCCUCAAAGUGCUCCGUCCUCUGCCAGCGCAUGUACACUGCCGAGAUCACCCAGCUGCGGAAGGAAUACUGGAGGGAGAGGUUGGGCUUCGUCGCUGCGGCGCGCUGCACAUGCCCGACCUGCGGGAAUACGGUCGCGUACCGCAAGGAGGAGUUCGAGGAUACGGAAGAAGAGGUCAUCACCCCACCAACGCGGAUCAAAGCUUCUCGUCGGAAGGUCAAGGCAAGACGUCUCGCCAAGAGACUUCGAGAUGCACGGAAUAUCGCCCCAAUCGACCCUUACGGCCCAUCGACUAGCGCCCUUGUCCUUUGA